Messenger RNA from Penicillium subrubescens, 2329 nucleotides. RefSeq lists its product as uncharacterized. The record is from RefSeq and is a predicted model, not a curated record. Bases 1 to 2205 code for a protein of 734 amino acids. The transcript is spliced from 4 exons. NCBI's taxonomy places the organism in Eukaryota, Fungi, Ascomycota, Eurotiomycetes, Eurotiales, Aspergillaceae. Gene Ontology annotation, cellular component: Ino80 complex.
AUGGCCGAAGUCGAGCAUGCCCCAAUCGAGGAGUCCGUCGCUGCGUCCGAAGCUGCGGAAGACCAGACUCAUAACGUGACGGCCAGCGCGACGGUCGGUACAAGACGUCAAGCUAAUGGCACCAUUGGCUCGGUCUACUCUGGAAACAAGAUCAGGCACCUGAAGAAGGAGGAUGGAAUUCCUCUGUGGCGCAAAGACAUCCAAUACCAGUUCCUCAAACUCGUCUUUGAGGAUAAGACCCCCGUGUUCACGCGAUACCCCGAUGGCAAGAAGAACUGCGACUUCGCGGACAUUUAUAUCGAUGCCAUGGCGAGGAGUAGCAAGACCAGCAAAAUUCUGAAGGACAAGCUGCAAAAUGACAAGCCGGCUGCUAUCAGCAUGGCGAUGGUUUGUCUGUUGGUCAACUUUGGUCGCAUGAACACAACUCUCAACUUCUUCCCCGAAAUGCGUGCUCAGUUGCGAACCUACCACUCCAUCCCUUCCCUCCAAGCCCACCAAGAUUCGAAUGCCUACAAACAGCUCCAGGAUGCUCCGCGUCUGAAGUCCAUCUUGAAGGGUGCAUCUGAGGACGUCGACCAACCUAAUACAUUGGAAAAAAUCAAGCGACAGGCACUUCCUCGAACGAACCCCGUGAAUCUCAUCUUUGUCCUGGCGCAAUAUGCACCGAAGGUGUCUGAGAUGCAUUUCUUCCCUCCUCGCGACUUUUUCGAUUUGGUCAUGCGGUCUACAUUAAGCAGCGAGACUCGCGCCAAGGCCUUCUUGUGGCUUAUGUGGUGGUACUUGGAGAGUGACUUUACACGCGAAGCUGCGAUCAACAAUCCCUUUGGCGCUGGUUUAGACGGCGAAGGCACCGAUGGCCUCCCAAUAAAGGUUCCCGCUUUUGAGAGCUUGACGGAGGAUCAGGCCAACCUGGAGAAUGUGGAUACACCAGAAGAAUUGGAGUAUGGUGAAUCCAAAAGACUAGAACGAAAGCGUAUUCUGGAAGAGGAUGAGCCACUUCCUCGUGUUCCGAAGCGCUCUAGGAAAGAUUAUGGUCUAGACGAGGAUUCCUUUGCCGCAGACUACUCUGGUCCAGGAGGUCGUGGUUCCGCUAUGUCUACCCCUCUUCAUCCAUCUGCGAAGCGCAGCCUGGAUGAUGAUGACGACGACGAGUUGACUCCUGGUUACUCGCGACCACGGAACAAGCAGGCCAAGCGGGACUCUUCGCUCACUCGCGCCGUUGGUCAGCAGCGGUUGAUCUUGAAGACUAGACUGGAUCAUACUCCAGAUGCUUCACCGGCACCCCCAGGCUCUAACCAUCCGGUGCUGAAUCGCUUCAUCGCCGAGCCGUCCCUUUCUCAUGGCUCUGGACGUCGACCCCGACCACUCACCCAGCACCAGAUUGCCGUUGAACAGAACCGUCGACAGCGUAUCGAGUAUUUACUUGCCAAGCGCAAGAGCAACGCAUAUCGUGUCUUGCGCCACAAGCGGAAUAACGAGAUCCCUUGUGUUCGAUAUGGUCGUCUCCUGCAGGGCUUGCCAGAUGGAUACGAUACCGAAGACGAGGAGAAGUCAUGGGGCAAGGGUGGUCUGCUCCCCAAUCCCAACGAAGAGGAUGAUUUUGGCGAGUGCGCCAGUUUCUUCCUCUCCGUGGUUCGGAAGGCUUCGCGUCGCCUAGACAGAUGGGACUACGAAGACGCCAAUGGACCCAAGAAGGACCGUCAAAAGGAGCGCGAGGAGCGACAGAGGGCAAAGGCUGCUAUCGAAGCGGACGUACGAGCUAGCAGCAACCGUGCUCGCCCUCGAGCCCCUCGAGCCGCUGCGAAGCGCAAGUCUACUGGCCCAACAUCCACACCUGGCACUGCCAAGAAAACAUCAGGAUCUCGUGCCAAAGCUGGUCGCAGUCGUCUCGCUACCGGAGGCUUCGAAACCCCAGCUGCAGGUACCCCGAACUGGGAUGCUGAGAAUGCUGCCGGUGAUGAGGAUAUCGAAGGCGAGCUGGAUGAACUUGACCGCGAGCUUCUGGGUGAAGGAUCUGGCGAGGAAGAUGGUGCCCAGGGUGCCGGAGAUGGAGAGGGCGAUUCCUCUGACGAAUCUGGUGAUGACGAGGAUGGCGAUGAGAACUCGUCCACCUACGAUGGACCCAAUGGCUAUGCACGACAUGAAAGCUCCUCGCCUGUUCCGGAGAGCCGGCGCGAUGGUGGAGACGAUGCAAUGGAGGAGUAAGGAAUUCGGCGAUUACCAAAUUUGUUUUAUGAUUAUACUAUUCUGCCUGUGAUUGGGACUUUUUUCUUCUGUUGGUUGAACAGUGCUUUUAUUGAAGCUAAUUUAUGACCUCUUCUUGUGAUAA